Molecule: messenger RNA, 1575 nt
Organism: Ascoidea rubescens DSM 1968
Lineage: Eukaryota; Fungi; Ascomycota; Saccharomycetes; Ascoideales; Ascoideaceae
Exons: 1
Coding region: 1-1575 (524 amino acids)
Source: RefSeq, a predicted model, not a curated record
AUGAAGACAAAACUAAUUUUAUUAAAUGCUUUAGUUUUAUUGUUAAUAAUUUUAUUAAUAAUAAGCGACUCAUUAGGCAAAGAGAUUGAUACACAAAAUAUUCAAGAUACUCAAGAUAUUCAAAAUGUUCAAGAUAUUCAAGAUAUUGUAAGUGAUGGUCAAAGAAAAACCAGUGAAUCCAAUGGAAGCCAUAAAGGCAAUAAUGAUUAUGUAGAUUUCCCAAUAAAGAGCAGUAGUACUAAAUAUAGCUCAAAUUAUGAUAGAGGUAAAAUGAGAGACACCAGUGAUUUAAAUAAGAAUAGAAAAGCAAAAAGUCAAAUCAAUAAUAAAUCAACAAACUAUUUUCAAAAAGAGUAUAAGAAAAACUCAAAGUUUUUAAGAUCUAGGCAAAAGGCACCAAAACAAGUGAAUUUAUCAAAGGAGUAUCAAUCAAGAAACAGAAAAAUGGCAAAAAAUAGAAAGAUGAAUCAAAACCCAAGCAGAAGCAAAGAAAAAGACUGGAAAUAUAAUGAUCAUGAUGAUCAUCACAAAAAGGAUGAAUAUGGUAGAAGAUAUAAAAAAAGCAACAAAUAUGAAAACCAUAAAUCGAGUUAUUAUUAUAACAGAUAUAAUGACAGAAACAAAAAUCGUGAUGGUAGGGAUAUUAAAACCCAUAGAGAGAAUAAUUAUAGAGCAUACUCAUCAAAAAAGUUUCCAAACAUCGGAGAAAACAAUAAUAAAACAGUAACAUAUCACUUUAAUAACAAGAAUUCAAGCAAUUGUACAGUUUCAAUGGAUAAUAAAAAAUUAUCAGCAGUAAUUAAAGAAGAAAAAUAUAUUGAGCUAAACUGGCCAUGGAAUAAAAAUGAUCAAUUAGUUUAUACUGUGCCAAAAAGCAAAAAAACCAAACUUUAUAACGAAGGCAACAAUAGUUAUUAUACAUUGCUAGGAAUUAAGUUUAUAAAUAAAAAUGAAGAAGAGUACAAGAUGAUCAGAUUCUCAAACUGUCUUAUAAAUUCAAAUCCAGAGGAAGAGAAUAUUCUAGAGGCAUUUACCUAUAAUAAUCAUUUAUUCAUUGAUAAAUCAUUCAAUGAGUUUGGCAAAGAGCUCUCAUGGAGUUAUGUUAUAGAUAAUGUUAAAUAUAAGAUCCAGCCAGGAUUUAAAUACGAAAUUUCAACGUUGAAUAACAAGAAUUAUUAUACAAUUUACCAUGAUAGAGGGAUUGUAUUUUAUGAGUUUGGAUUAAAAUUUUUUAUCGGAUGUUUCUUGAUCGAAAGAGAGAAAGGCAAUGAAAUAGUCAAGACAAUGGAGAAUCACUUGGUGAUUGAUCAAACCAAUUCGCUAUUCCAAAAUGGACCAGUCAGAUUAAAUAGCCACGAGGAUGUGGAGGAAUACUGCCAGCCAAACAUCUUGAUCAAAGAGCAGCCAGGACAGGACAAAUUGAAAAUUGAUGGCAAUUCCAUCGAAAACACAAACGACAAUCACCAACUCAACCAAACGUUUGCUGGUUUUGACGUUGUGUAUGAUUUCAACGAGUUUGGGUUCUUCGACGUGGAAAUUAGUAACAGCUUUGAAACAAACGUAGAGAGCCAGUAA